This is a messenger RNA of Lodderomyces elongisporus, 1695 nucleotides long. RefSeq names its product phosphoglucomutase (gene PGM2). NCBI's taxonomy places the organism in Eukaryota, Fungi, Ascomycota, Pichiomycetes, Serinales, Debaryomycetaceae. The record is from RefSeq and is a predicted model, not a curated record. Gene Ontology annotation, biological process: carbohydrate metabolic process. Bases 1 to 1695 code for a protein of 564 amino acids. Gene Ontology annotation, cellular component: cytosol. Gene Ontology annotation, molecular function: magnesium ion binding; phosphoglucomutase activity. The transcript has a single exon.
AUGUCAGACUUCAAGGUGCAAACUAUUGAAACCACGCCAUUUUCAGAUCAAAAACCAGGUACUUCUGGUUUGCGUAAAAAGGUCACCGUGUUCCAACAGCCACACUAUACCGAGAAUUUCAUCCAAUCAAUUCUCGAUGCCAUCCCUGAAGGUGCCAAGGAUGCAACUUUAGUUAUUGGUGGAGAUGGUCGUUAUUACAAUGAUGUAGUUAUCCAACUCAUUAUUCAAAUUGCCGCAGCCAAUGGAGUGCGUAAAGUUAUUCUUGGCCAAGAUGGAAUCUUGUCUACUCCAGCCACGUCCCAUGUCAUUAGAAAAUAUGGGGCUACUGGUGGUAUUAUCUUAACUGCAAGUCAUAAUCCUGGUGGUCCAAAAAAUGAUUUAGGAAUCAAGUACAACUUGGGCAAUGGUGGACCAGCACCAGAAUCCGUUACAAACAAGAUUUUUGACAUUUCAAAGACUUUAAAGAGUUACAAGAUUGUGGAAUUGCCCAAGGUUGACAUCCACACAAUCACACAAGGUGAGGAAGAUGCAAAGAAAGUUGGACCAAUUGAGGUUCAAGUCAUUGACUCCACAAAGGAUUACGUUGAUAUGUUGAAAGAUAUUUUUGACUUUGACUUGAUCAAGAAAUUCCUUGGUGAGAGUGAAAAAACUGGAUUCAAGGUCUUGUUUGAUGCAUUGAAUGGUGUCACUGGUCCAUACGGAUACAAGAUCUUUGUUGAAGAGUUGGGUUUACCUGAGACAUCGAUUCAAAAUUAUGUCCCCAAACCAGAUUUUGGCGGAUUACACCCAGAUCCAAACUUAACUUAUGCACACACCUUGGUUGAUAGAGUUGAUAAGGAAAAGAUUGCAUUUGGUGCUGCAUCAGAUGGUGAUGGUGACAGAAAUAUGAUUUAUGGUGCAGGUACAUUUGUUUCGCCUGGUGACUCUGUUGCCAUUAUUUCUGAGUAUGCCGAUGCUAUUCCAUAUUUCAAGAAACAAGGUAUUUAUGGUUUGGCGAGAUCGAUGCCCACUUCAGGUGCUAUUGACCUUGUUGCCAAAGACAAGGGACUUGAAGUGUACGAAGUGCCAACUGGUUGGAAGUUUUUCUGCUCAUUGUUUGAUGCAAAGAAAUUGAGUAUUUGUGGUGAAGAGAGUUUUGGCACAGGCUCAAACCACAUUAGGGAAAAAGACGGGUUGUGGGCCAUCGUUGCAUGGUUGAAUGUGUUGGCAGAUUACCACUCAAAGAACCCUGAUUCCGAUACAUCGAUUGAAAUUGUGCAGAACUCAUUUUGGGACAAGUAUGGAAGAACUUUCUUUACAAGAUACGACUAUGAAGAGGUUUCUAGUGAAGGUGCUAACCAAUUGAUUGACUUGUUGCAAAACAUUGUUGAUACCCACAAGCCAGGUGAUGAAUUAGCUUCAGGUUAUGUCAUCAAGCAAGCUGAGAACUUUUCGUAUACCGAUCUCGAUGGAUCAGUUUCUGCAAAGCAAGGUUUAUUCAUCAAGUUUGAGAAUGGCUUAAGGUUUAUUGUUAGAUUAUCGGGAACUGGUUCAAGUGGAGCCACUGUGAGACUCUAUUUGGAAAAACAUUCCAACGACAAGUCGCAAUAUAAACUUUCUGCAGAUGAGUUUUUCACUAAAGAUGUCAAGUUUGUGCUUGACUUGUUGAAGUUUAAAGAAUUAUUGGGUAAAGAUGAGCCAGAUGUGCGUACUUAA